Molecule: messenger RNA, 4823 nt
Organism: Dufourea novaeangliae
Lineage: Eukaryota; Metazoa; Arthropoda; Insecta; Hymenoptera; Halictidae
Product: ral GTPase-activating protein subunit beta
Exons: 23
Biological process (GO): regulation of small GTPase mediated signal transduction; activation of GTPase activity
Molecular function (GO): GTPase activator activity
Source: RefSeq, a predicted model, not a curated record
AACAUCUUUCCAUCAUAGUUAAGGUUAAACGAAUACACGUGAGAUCUUGUUUUCUCCUUCUUAAUUCUCAGUUACAGGACGUUAGAAGUGUAUAGUAAUCUAUGAAUUUGGGCGUAUUUAAUAGAGUUAACCUUAAGGACUCCCAAGGAGGAAUGUAUUCCGAAUGGGCUUCGCUAAGCAUUUUAGUUCAACAGGGUUCGGAAGAAAGUCAAAGUGUUCUCGAGAAAUUUUCCCCUGGAGCAGGCAAAGAAGUUGCCUUGUCUAUUGUACGUCAACUCGCCGCGAAUCUUGGUAUUACCCAAGCGGCCGAACCUAGUCCAUUAUGCACGGAUAAAGAAGUACAAUGGUGUAUGGAAGUAAUAUGUUUUGGAUUAUCAUUACCUUUGGCUGAACACGACACUGUCAGAGAUUGCGUUAAUGUGUACUGUGAAUGGUUGUCUGCAUUGUAUUCUACACCAAAGAUUUGUGUACCCACGCCAAUCAUAGAUGAUCCAAACUUCUAUGCCAGAAAAAUAAUAAGCCAUUUUCAUAAUUUAUUUGUACCACGAAAAGGAGAAGUCUGGCCAUUUUUAUAUCAGGAUAUAGGAACUGAUACGAUUAAUAGACAGGCUGUUUUGUGUCAUAGAGUACUUAGAACAUUACAACAAAUUGCAAGAGGUCCUGCAACUUUAGAAAGAGAAACUUGGGAAAGCUUGCUAUUAUUUCUUAUUGGAAUUAAUGAUGCUCUUUUAGCUCCUCCAGCAACAAGAGAAGAUGCUGGAGAACAGUUAUGUGAAAGAGUUCUAGGUGUAUUGUUGGAGGUUUGGCUAGUGGCGUGCGAGCGUAAUUUUCCGUCUCCACCAUUAUGGCGUACAUUACGAGAGUCUUGUCUUCGAUGGAGACACAGAUUAGCAUUAGUAGAGCAAUGGAAUCGUGUCUGUCUUGCCCUUACCGCGAGACUUCUACAAAUUAUGUAUGGUCCGAUAUUUCCAGAAUUAAAAAUAAGCGAGGAAGAUUCUCAACUUGUACCACCGACAAUGUCGGACGAAGCGGUGGCACAAGCAUGGUACAGGCUUCUACGAACUAUAGGGGAUCCAGUUGAUUUAUGUAGACCAGCCGUUGUUUCACAAACGCAAGCAUUUUUGCAAUACGCUAUUGCGAGCCCGAACGUUAUAGAUCCUUGUCAGCAUCCAUGCUUGCAAAGUUUACCACAAAUAUUCUUAAAGGCCAUAAAAGGUAUAGCAGGUCAAGUUGAUGCUUUUCUUGGAGUUUCACAGGCAUGUUGCUGGGAAGAAUGUUGUGUAUCUUCCAUUACGUCUGGAUCUGCUAGCAUUGGAAGCGGUGGUGUAGGGUGGGACAAAUCGAGUGGCAAGGAUCUGACACAACCUUCUCCUACACCUCCGACACAACGAAGACUUGCCAAAAGUUUCAGUGUUACACCUUCUGCAGUGACUAAGGGAAUCCCAAAAGCGUCUUUAAUCGGUUUAACAACAAGCCGUGUUUCAAGCACACCACCCAUGUUAAUAUCUAAUUCGGGACCUUCGUCUGCUUCAAGUACAACAUCUAUGACUUCCUUAGUUCAAGAUAUUAGACCCCCUUUAGCUCCAGGCCGUCCAAAAUGCAACAGUAUACUGCACCUUUUCGGAGAGUGGUUAUUUGAAGCUGCAUUUAUUGGCACUGAUGGAUGGUCACAAACUUUACCGCGUAGGUAUUAUGAACCAUCGGGUGCGACGAAACGUCCAUCUUCUGUACUCGUCGAAGGUCCUAGUUCGUUACAAGAAACUGUAAAUGACGUUCCACCAACACUUUGCAUAGAUCGUUACGAAUCUGGGAGAGCGGAAGCUCUGGGUGCGCUGUGUAGAAUAUUUUGUGCUAAAAAAACCGGCGAAGAAAUUUUACCGGUGUAUCUAGCUAGAUUUUACCAGGCAAUGCAUCACGGUCUUAAAGUUGACGAAUCUCGAGAAUGCGGUGAAACGUUGGCAGGCAUUCUUUUGAACUCUGCGGAUUUGUUUCGUUUAGAUUUAAAUGGCGUGCAAGUAGUGGUGCCUGCGGUGAUCUCGGCAUUAGAGACUGUACUUCCAGAAAAAGAUUUGAAACUGAAAUCUAACAUAGUCUCAAAACCAGAUCUACGAAGAGCUUCGAUACAUUUAUUGAUAUCAAUGUUGGCACUACCCCUCCAUUUUCAAAAUCUUACUAUCAAGGGACUGCCAACAUUUUCGAGUCCAAUGAUUUCAGACAAGGGUCACGUAACGUUUGCUCAGUUAAAAUCCAGACUUAUGAAUUUGCUUAUAAAUGCGUUACAAGUGGAAACUGAUCCUCAGAAUACUCAUAUGUUAUUAGGAGCUCUUUUAUUAAGCGUACAAGACUCUGCAGCGGCAGAAGAAGUGGAGCAAGUCACGCAACCAGACACCGUGGCACACGAUUCGACUGUAAAUUUGUUGUCGUCAGUCACCAGCGAUUCAACCAGUCAAAUAAGUAUAUCCAGUGAUCAACGAUCGCUCGGCGAAGCCUCUGAUAUUACAACUCUUCAAGAGGAAUGUAUUGCAUUCGACUCAGCACAUGCUCUUUUCGUUCGAGCAACAUACUUAGUCUGUCACAGAUUAAUAUCUUCAUGGAAAACAGAUUUAAAUAUUUCAUUGGCUGCUCUCGAAAUACUAUCUGGAUUAGCAAGGACACGGAUUCGCGAAACAGGUACAAUCGUAACGUAAGUAACUCUGUUUAUGAAUAUUAUAGAUGCAUUGGAAUGUAAGCGAGCUGUGAAGUGGCUUUGCGAUUACAUUGCAUAUCAAUGUUGGCGACCCCCGCCAGCUCAUUCGAAGGAUCUUCAUUCUUCCAUUGUCGCUGCUUUUAGUUGCUUAACAAUUUGGUUAACGGCUCAUCCACAACUACUACAAGAUAAAGAUUGCCUAACGACAGUUUUGGAGGUGGUCGAACUUGGUGUGUCAGGAACAAAAAGUGUAGGAAAACCUGGGGAACCUAUUAAAAUGAAAGACGAGAAAGAAUUGAAACCGGCAUCCAUGCGUGUUAGAGAUUCCGCUGAUGCGCUUCUCACUGUUAUUCUUGAACAAGUUGGUUAUUUCCCAAGCGCAUGCGGAGCACAGUCGUUAUCGUCAUUAUUAGACGAAGUAUCGCUUCUUCGACAUUGCAACAGUUGGACCGGUGGUCGAGUGCCACGUCAAGCAGCGAUUGAAAGAUUUCGAUAUUUCGUGGCCGAGAAUGCUACCAUAUUAGCUCUAUUAGAGGAACCUCUUGGAAACGAUCAAGAUCCGCAGCCCACCGUGACUGUGUUAAUACGCGGUCCGUUCGGUAGACACGCAUGGACGAUGCAGCUUCGACAUUUACCAAGGCAUAGAUCGAGUAUAAGAAGCGUAAAUACAAAUCCUGGUCGACCACUGCCAUUAGCAGAACCUGCACCGCGAACAGAUUAUAAACCGAAAUUCUUUCCUGAUAACGUUGAUCGAAUUCCUCAUUGCAAAGUGGAUGAAUCCAUACCGAGCCUUGAAGCUGUCAUGAACGAUAACAACAUAGUGAGAAACGAGCAUCAAACUUUAUCGCAAUUAUUGGAGCGUCAAAUGAAUAUCGAGUCGAAAUACCGCGACGGAAAUGAUAAAACGUCCGAUGAGAAAACGGAGGAGUGCGUACCUCCGCGUAUCUGCCAUGAGUUUCAAACUGCGCGUCUCUUUUUGAGCCACUUUGGUUUCUUGAACAUGGAGCCGAAAGGGGACGAUGAAUCUCGAAAUAGCGGUCUUAUCGCUUUAGACCCAACCAUUCCAGGAUUUUGUUUAGAUUUAGAAACCUUGGAUAACAUUAGUCCAAGAACGUGUGAUACUGUAUAUAUAUUUUACGUGAAAGCUGGCCAAAAAGCCUCAACAGAAAUAUUAUCCAAUGUGCUACACGAAGCGAACGUGUCUUCGAACUUUUUGGAAUUUUUAAAUUCUCUUGGAUGGCCAGUCUCUGUGUCGGCUCAUGCUGGUUGGACAGGUCAUGUUUCUACCUCGUGGAGGGUAACGCCACAGCUGAAUGUGCCACAACCGGCUCACAGUGAUCACGGUGGAGCUCUUUAUGACGGCGACACUCACGUACUUUAUUGGGCAGACGUUAGUUCAGAAAUUGCAUUUAUUGUGCCGACUCAGUCGAACAAUCUGUUGAAUUCGGACUCGUUAGAAGAAACAAGUUACACUAGUGAUAUCAGUGCCAAUCAAGUCUGGUUCGAACGAAGUAUCAACGAAAAUAUUAAUACCCGAAAUUAUGGAAUAGGUCAAAACACUAUGCAAAACUCACGAGCAAUGUCACUUGAUUUAGAAAAACAGCCUCCCAGUUUAACAGGAUCGAGUCCCUCGAGUUCCUCUAACGCAGAUCCAGUUAAGCCAAGAAGAACAUUGAAACAAGUUCCACCAGUGCAAACAGACAUUAAAAUUAUGGUCGUGUGGUUGGAAAGUUUAGAGGAUUAUGCUCAAUUUCCUAUCGGUGAUCUUCUCUCCUCUACUUAUACUGGCCUCGAACAAUCCAGAGUAAUACAACCGUCAGACGUGCAAGUAAUUUUUCUUCAGGCUCUCGGCAGUGGAUUAAUGAGAGUCAGAUUACAAGGUCCAGUUUCUAGAAUCAAUUUAGCCACUCCCUUAAUUGAUGGAAUGGUCGUGUCCAGAAGGGUAUUAGGAACACUUGUUAGGCAAACGGCGUUAAAUAUGGGUCGUAGGAAACGACUUGAUAACGAUAGUUAUCAUCCACCACACGUGCGGCGACGCUUAAAAAUACAAGAGAUUGUACAGAAAUAUAGGAAGAAUUUAACUGAUCCGGAAUUACUAACGUUAUUGUUUAGCAGCACUCAAACUUAUCAAGUCUAA